Molecule: messenger RNA, 513 nt
Organism: Arthroderma uncinatum
Lineage: Eukaryota; Fungi; Ascomycota; Eurotiomycetes; Onygenales; Arthrodermataceae
Product: nuclear cap binding protein subunit 2
Exons: 5
Coding region: 1-513 (170 amino acids)
Biological process (GO): mRNA cis splicing, via spliceosome
Cellular component (GO): nuclear cap binding complex
Molecular function (GO): RNA cap binding
Source: RefSeq, a predicted model, not a curated record
AUGGCGACCACUAUUCGAUCUACGGUGGAGAGGCUGGAUAGGCCCAGCACCUAUUUCAAUAACAAGAACAAACGCCGGAAGUCGUCGCAUCAUGAUCGCGGAGAUCGCGAGGAAGAUAAGCCUCAGGCGGACUUCGAUAUCUCCCUGAAAGAGGCUACCACUCUAUACGUCGGAAACCUCUCGUUCUACACAACCGAAGAACAAAUACACGAGCUAUUUGCAAAAUGCGGAGAGAUAAAACGUCUUGUCAUGGGCUUGGAUCGGUUCCAGAAAACCCCCUGUGGUUUCUGCUUCGUUGAGUAUUAUACACAUCAGGAUGCUUUGGAUUGUAUGAAGUAUAUCGGAGGAACAAAGUUGGAUGAGCGAAUUAUUCGAACCGAUUUGGACCCUGGAUUCCAAGAGGGGAGGCAGUACGGACGUGGUAAAUCUGGUGGACAAGUUCGUGAUGAGUUCAGAGAUGAAUUCGACCCGGGCCGUGGUGGGUACGGGCGCGUGUUUGGAGAAGAUAGUUGA